Molecule: messenger RNA, 3883 nt
Organism: Neurospora crassa OR74A
Lineage: Eukaryota; Fungi; Ascomycota; Sordariomycetes; Sordariales; Sordariaceae
Exons: 6
Coding region: 1832-3457 (541 amino acids)
Molecular function (GO): O-methyltransferase activity
Source: RefSeq, a predicted model, not a curated record
GCAGCAAUUCCUGGGGAGGGAAAGGCGUUCGCAUCAAUGUACGUUGGACUUGCUCGCCUUGGCACCCUUUGCACCGUUCAACACACUUUUGUUGUCCUCCCCCAAAAUCCGACCUGAGAGAGGGCAACUAACACGACAUAUCGUCCAGUUAGUGUAGUUGCCUUGUUGGUCGUCAUCGGCCUGGUUCCGACAUCAGGGCACUCAUCUCCCAGCUCCAAAAUCCCAACCAAUGUCCGCAUCUCCCAGACGCCAGGUCCCAGGCCCAGGGCCCCCAAGAACCGCAGGAACCAAUUCCAGAGGCCAGCGAGGUUCACUCCCCACGUUUCUGCCACGGGCCGCCAGUGUCCACCGGGCACCUCUGAAUUUGAGGCUCCUCACAGGCUGUACAACCCAGGUCGUACUAGCGUGUGCCCAACACCUUGGGACUGGGAGGGCGCUGUUCCGACGGUUUGGAUAGGUAGCCCGUGGCUGUUAACUUCUCCCAUGGACACUUGGCUCGGAGAAACACCGACGCGAUCCUUCUUGACCUUGGCUUCCCUCUCGGCUAUGUUUCCAGACGUCGUAAUACGAGUUCCUGGACGAGAUACAACGUCACCUCGGCCCGCGGCAUUGGCAGCCAGCAUCUGCGUAUAUCUAUAGUACCCCUUCUAACACCCCGGAGCCCGGUCCUAUGGGUAGGAGUGUGGACGGACAUGGAGAUGGAUUGGCCAGGACAUGGCGAAUACAAGACAAAAUAAUGGAUCUGAUGGAGCCGCCCGCUUGCAUGCGCUCCCCCGUUGGUAAUAAGCCAAAGGCAUGGUUUGCUCUCACAUGGUGGGCAUGGCCUUCUUGUGUCGUGCACGACCGCCAUCCUUCGAUCGAUGCAGCUUUGCAAUCUUUGGGAAUUCUGGGUCCUCCAUAGGCCAUAAGACCAUGUUCCGACAACCUCCUCCUCCAUUGACAACGAAAGGGGCAUGGACUGCUCACUCCUCCGGAUUUCCCCCGGAGCGACUCCCCUCCUCUCCGCCAACUAGCAUCUAGCCAUGUAGAAGCCCGUCUCUAUAGCCUGGGUCUGCCCUGUCUAUUGCCGUCUGAUCCCAUUCGCCUUUGUCUUCGUCGCAAUAACAACUGGAGCUUGCCCUGUCGUGCGACUUGUACCCGCAGUCUCGCCGGCAAACUUCACUGGUUCUUCUUCUCUUCCCUCCCGGAUACGCAUAUUGAGAUCGGAUCAACACCGACAGCGUGGGACCAGCCCAGUUAUUACUCCACGUUUCCCUCUCCUCCAUUCCUUCGACCAACACCACACCAACCGAACACGUCCCCAACGUCCCGGGACAGAUACCAGCAGUGCGGUUUGACAGACAAGUCAUACGGCCGUGCGACCGGCCCGGAAGGCAAUCAGCUUCCCAACGAGACGGAGCCAGUGACCUCGGUGUAACCCAAACCAGUCCAAACUGUUACUCGACGUCGAUAUCCUGGUCAAGCCCGAACCCAGGCAGAAUCCGACAGACAGGCGACAGCCAUCAGACAUACAGCCAGCAGUGCUAACGGUACAUACCACUGCUGCAUUGAGGUUACUGCACCUUCAACGACGGACCGCAAACAACGUCCUUCCCUCUAAAGGGAGUUGAUGAAGAAUAAUAGUUCUUGAUGUUGGCUCUUACUUACAGGCACUUCACUUGCCAAGGUUCAAAUUUGGUCCCAGGGUCAUUGUACCAGCAAAACCUUCGCCUUGUUUAUACUUAUAUUCACUUAUUGUGGUUGGAGCACAACGUGUGCCACUUUGACCUUUCGACGACUUCAAAUCUGAAGCAGCACUACAUACAUCGAAAAGCCAAAUCGAACUGUCAACAUGGGAAAAUUCAAGAUUAGCUCUUGGCUGAACCGCAGCCCAUCACCCAUAUCCGACGAGGAUGGAAAGAAGCAAAACCGCUCGUCAUUUUCGGCCCUGUCUUCAUCACUGACCUCCAAGCUCAAGGAGCCUCAGUCUAGCACCACUGGAAUCCAUACCCCUCCUCCCGAUGAACCGGAGCGACAGCCAUCAACCUCGCGGAUGAUUGCGUUGGCGCAAAAGAUUGCAAAGGAAACAGAAAAGUUGGAGACGUACAUGAAGGAUAACAACCUCCCGAUGCCAAGUUUUGACGUUGAUGCGCCCGCCGAUUUCCCGAAACUGCCCGCCGAGAUUUCGAGAAGCAGGCAGGAAAUCAUUUUCGCUACGAGAGAACUGGGCUUGCUUGCACAUGGACCUCGCGAGUCGCUGAGAUGGGGUGUUUGGGAGUUCCUUGACGUUCUUGCCUUGCAAGUGAUCACUCAUUAUGAUAUUGCCAAACUGUUCCCCCCAGCCGAGACCAUCACCCUCUCGGAGCUUCAAUCCAAGACAUCAUUGGACCCCAUCAACCUGGCCCGCAUCCUCCGCCUCGCCAUGACUAAGGGCAUCUUCCGUGAGCCGGUCCCGGGCAUCAUUGCCCACACGGCCGCCUCCCGCGUGCUUGCUGAGGACAGCGACCUGCAUGCCUGGGUUGCCUUCAACGGAGAGGACAUCUUCCCGGCCGCAGCCCACGUGCUUGAGGCGCUCAAGACCCACCCAGAAGCCACCUCACUCACCCGCGCCGGCUUCCAAUUCGCCUUUGGUACGGUCGAUAAGGAGCCCAUGUUCGUUACCUUUGGCAAGGACCCGGCGCGCGCGCGGCGUAUGGGCAAGGCCAUGGUCAGCCUUACUGGCGGCGAAGGCUACGAGGUCUCGUAUCUGCUCGAUGUCGAGGGUGGUGGCUACGACUUUAGCGAGAUCGACGCUAAGGGGGGCAUGUUUGUGGACGUGGGUGGCUCGCAUGGUUUUGUGGACGUGGACUUGGCCAAGAAGUAUAGGAACAUGAAGUUUGUGGUACAGGAUACGGCCAAGACGGUCGAGAGCGCGCCCAAACCGAUUUGUGAGGACGAGCAGGUUGCUGGCAGGAUUGAACUGAUGCCUCAUGAUUUCUUCCAGGAGCAGCCUACCAAGGAUGCUGAUGUCUACUUCUUCCGCUGGAUCAUGCACAACUACUCUACCCCCUAUGCCAUCAAACUCCUGAAGAACUUGAUCCCCGCCCUCAAGCCCGGCGCCCGCGUCAUCAUUAACGACCAUUGCCUUCUCGAGCCCGGUCAGGAAAAUCCCUGGGACGAGACCGUCAUGCGUCGUAUGGACUUGGUCAUGCUAGCGUUGCUCAACGCGCAGGAGCGCACCGAGGCCGAGUUCAGGGAACUGUUCAAGGCUGCUAGUGAUGGGUUUGUUUUCAAGGGCGUCACAAGACCUAAGGGAUGCCGAAUGAGUAUCAUCGAGGCUGUUUGGCGACCUGACUUGGUUGAUUACGGUGCUUCUGCUACUCCUGCUGAUGCUGAUGCUGCUGCUGGUGCUACUGGUGCCACCACCGCCGCCGAUGUCGAAGCUCCUACAACAAAUGCCCUUGAGAAAUUGGAGCUGGAGGAUCAGGAGGCUAAGUGAACAGCCAACUAUUAGCCAUUUCGGCUUGUAGAAAAAAAGCCGGUCGAGAGUGAGUGACUGAACUUCUCUAGCCAGUUUGAGUGCCCUUCUUCACUCAUCCUUAUCAGUUCAUUGGCAACUUGCUGCAUUGAACUUUCAGGCUUUCAGCUUCUUUUCUUUUCGUUCUUACCAUAAUUUGGAGUAUACCCUCUGGAGAAAGAGCAGAGAAGUUUAAUUUUCCCAACGGAUACUUCAGAGACGAGAGGAGAAUGAGUGAAGAACAGAAGCAGAUGCAGAAAAGGAAAGCGGCGGAGGAGCAAAGCGGUGGGUCAUAUCAUCAAUAUUCAUCCCACCUACCUCAUCCGCUCAGAAAUAUCAUAGAUUAAACAUACCCUUAGGUACCUCGCAGGCCUUAGCUAGUAAUCUGAAUUCACUAAUGGUAUUAAU